Molecule: messenger RNA, 2981 nt
Organism: Bemisia tabaci
Lineage: Eukaryota; Metazoa; Arthropoda; Insecta; Hemiptera; Aleyrodidae
Product: Pumilio and CPL domain-containing protein penguin
Biological process (GO): regulation of translation
Cellular component (GO): nucleolus
Molecular function (GO): mRNA binding
Source: RefSeq, a predicted model, not a curated record
GUUAGUUUUGUUCACCAGCGGUGUGGAAUGCUAUGCUGACCUGAGAAAAUAAUUUUUCGUUAGAGUAUCAUUGGUUCAGCUCUCCGAAAAUUCAAAUCUACCGCCAAAUGUGCGAGGCGUCGAUGUUGGGGUUUGCUUGUUGUUGGAUAUUCGGCUCUUUGGGAGCACGUGUUUUUGAGGUUAGAUUGUUGUUGUCGUACCAUUUCGCCAAUUUUUUCGCGUGCGGCGAUGAAGUCUUGUUACUUUUAUGACAAUAUUUAAAUUAUACGUUAGUUUAAAGUCCUUAAAACAGUUCCUCUAAGUUAAAAUUCGUCAAUUCAGUUUUUCAGUCGGUUGUGAGUAUUAAGUUCUUGCCAUGUUGAAGAAGGACGAUCCUGAGGAAAUGGAAGUGAAGUCCGAAGAUGAAUCCAAUGAUGAAAAACCCGACCUUGUCAGUGAUGAUGUUCCCGUCAAAAAGAAGAGAAAGUUCAGUGAGAAGGGUAGUAAAAAAGGACCAGCUAAGAAGAAACCAGUAAAGAAAUUUAAGAAAGAUGGAACGCCCUUUAUCAGCGGUGAAAUCGAAUCAGAAGAUGGUAAGCCCAAUUGGUCUUCUGUUAAAAAAGAUAAGAAAGAACUCCUUAAAAUCAGAAAAGCGCACGAUAGUUCUAAUUACGAAUUAUCUGUGAGUGCUAAGAAGAUUUGGGAGAAAGUACGUAGAACAGACUGUCCGAAAGAGGAGCGCUCUACUUUAAUUAAGGAGCUUCACAAGCUGUUGGCAGGCAAAAUGAAAAGUGUUAUAUUUUCCCAUGAUAUGGCUCGCAUUGUGCAGUGGCUCCUCAAACUCGGCUCCGAGGAAAUUCGGCAAGCAAUAUUUGAUGAAUUGAUAGGAGAUGUUAAACCAAUGAUAACUUCCAAGUACUCCAGUACUUGCGUGAAGCGCAUGUUGAAGUAUGGUAAUGACAAAAUGAAAGAGUCCCUCAUCGAUGCCUUGAGUGGCUCAACAGUCAAAUUUCUGAGUAAUGUGAUCUCAUCGCCAAUUAUCGAGUUAGUCUACACAACUUGGGCAAACCCGAGGCAGAAGAUUCAAAUGAAAGCAGAAAUGUACGGUACUUUACCGCAACUUAAUAAAGUGAAAACGCUCUCUGAGGCUAUUACUGUGAUUCCUGAAAUGAAAGAUGCCAUUCUGCGGAAAGUUCAAGCAAAUCUGAACAAGUUCUUAAAGAAAGAAAAGGUUCUCAAAUCUUCCUUAGUGCAAAAAGUUCUGCUUGAAUACCUCGAAACCGCAGAUAAGCAAAGCAAAGAAGAACUCCUUGAAAGCAUCUCAAGCAGUCCUAUCAUGAACACAAUCCACCUGAAAGACGGUGCCAAAGUUUGGAUGAUGGUCUUGUGGCAUGCCUCGAAGAAAACGAAGAAAGCUAUCGUCAAACAGCUGAAAGGUAAUGUCAAAGAAGUUGCCAUCUCUGAAUUUGGGCAUUUGGUCUUGUUAGCAUUAUUUGAUUACGUCGACGACACAGUGCUUCUGUCGAAGGUGCUCAUCAAAGAACUCAUUGAAGCUGUAGCUGACGUCGCCGUGAACGAAUACGGAAGAAAAGUUAUUUUGUAUUUGGUUGCUCAUCGUGAUCCUGCCUACUUUACGCCGGAACUAGUGAAAAUGAUGGAGAAAGGUGACGAAAUCGCAGAUAUCAAGAAAGACAAGGAAGUUCGUGAGAAGGAGCUUCUUCAGAGUAUCAGUAAGCCGUUGUUGGAGUUGGUGCAAAAAGACGUUCAGUUCUGGGUGUCCAAUCAUUCUAUUACCAUGGUCACGCUUGCGAUUCUAAAGUCCGGUGCUCAUCCUGAGGUAACGGCUGCAUUCGAAGCGGUCUCCGAUUACUUAGUUAAUGAAGAGAGUAAAUUGACUGAUGAGACAGGGAAGGAAGUCCCCGUAGUUGAAGAUCUAGGUGUCCAUCUCAUGCUAAAAAAACUAAUUCAACAUGACACGAAACAGGUGACCGUUAGCUCCAAUACAUUCUGUAGUGUCUUAGUAAAUCGUCUGUCUGCACAAACACUGAAGAGAUGGACUGAAUCGAAUAGGGGUUGCUUCCUUCUUGUAUGUAUUUUAGAGUCUAAGAUUCCUGAGGCAAUUAAAUCGCUCUCUGACAAACUUAAAAAUUCCUCUGUUUCCACCAAAAUAUCAAAAAAUAAAUCUAAAGGGGCAGAAAUUCUGAAGAAAAAGUUGAAAGAACUUUAAUAUUUUUCAUUUUUGGCAUAAUCAACAAGCUUGUUCUUCUGAAAUGUAUCUAAUCUUUAUUUUUGAAAUGCCCAGUUUGAUUAAUCAAAUUCUUUAAUGUAAAGUAACUUAGCCUUUCAUGACUCAUAAGAUGAGUGGAAGACUACUCAUUGAAUUUUGGUGGAAUAAAUGAGUGUGAACGUAAAUCCUCCAUUCCUCAAAAAUUCACCAUCUAGUUUACGAACAGAUGGUAGUUUUUGUGGAAACUUUUAGUGAGCAUAGAAGUGUCUUGCAGUGUAUGAAAACCUUCAGAAACUUGAUCAUGGACGGUAAUAAUAAUUUUUAAAAGAAAUUGACCUAUUUUAUACAAUGAACUAAAGCCCAUUUUCAUUUAGGUAAUGUUUCCAUCUUGAAAUUGUCGGGGAAUAUCAAUUCUCCCAGGCACCAAAAUAAAUGAAUUUUGGAACUGAAUAAUUUGAACUACCUAGGUAGGGAGUAGUUUAAAAGUCUUUUCUAGACCUGGAUUAAACAUUAUUUGUUGAAUGUGUUUAGAAUGUUUAUAAUGUUCAAUGUCCACAUUUUCCCUUGCAUUAAUGUUUCAAAAAUCAUGUAAACUUGCAUGUAAAUGACUGACAGGCAUUGACUUGACAUGCAUAGGUUUUGCAGAAUGCUCAUAAGAUUGUAGUUCGCCGUUAUGAGUAAAAUUUUCCCAGGAAAAUUUGCUAAGUUUUUAUUUUCUGUAUCAUUUACUGUUGAUGUUCAUUUCUAUCAACGAAUACAAUUUUUAUUCUUACAA